Molecule: messenger RNA, 6434 nt
Organism: Paramuricea clavata
Lineage: Eukaryota; Metazoa; Cnidaria; Anthozoa; Malacalcyonacea; Plexauridae
Source: the annotation of a GenBank genome assembly
AUGGACAACGGACGUGUAGACUUGAGCUCUGAAAAAUUGGCCGAAUCUUUAUCAAGUUUUGUGGAAAGUGAUGAUUCCAGACAUUGUGAAUUGAAUAUAGAAAGCUCCUUAAAUGCUGUAAACAUUUUGUACAGCCAUUUCUGCUAUAAGAAGAACAAACUUAAAUGGGCUGGUUCGUUGGAAGAUCUGAAAGCCGUCGUGCUCACUGUAGUGGACGAACAAACAGCUGAAACUACAACCUGGCGAUCGCCUAGCGGUGGUACGUGGAAAUUCGACAGUAAGGCACUGUGUGUUACCUGGCAAACAAAGAGUCAGAAUAUUUAUUUUGAGGGCGAAAACGGCGAGGAAGUGACCAAACGGAUAAUUUCGCACUUAAACCAAGGCGUGCACGCUUCGUUGAAAGCUUAUUCUCUCGAAAGUAAAGCCACCGAAGCAGAACCGAGUGUGAUUGAACUUAUAUCGGACAGUUGUCGCCAAAACAACAAGCAAUUGAACGAAGACUGCAGAGAAAUUACUAUUGAGAAUGGAGAUGCGAUGAAUGAAAACGCUGAUAUCUCCUCUGCCGAUCUGGCCGAAGCAAAUUCUUGCUGCGCCUCUUGUAUCAAGCAGAGCGAAGAAAUUGAUCAACUGAAGGCUGAAAUAGUUUGUCUCAAGAAGUCGGUGAAGUCAAGCGAGUAUAUGCAAAUUAACCGCCUGCAAAACGACAACUCUAGCUUAAUCAAAACAGUUGAAAUGCUUACAAAACAACUUCUAAAUUUGAAUACGGUUGAUGCAAAUAUUGAUCCCAGUUCUCAAGUAUCGAAGGAACCCGCUCCUAAAGUGUCGAAAAAGCAGAAAAAGAGCAAGAAGAAGAAAAUGAAGGCCAAGGAGGACAUUGAAUCGGCAGAAAAAAAUGUUUCUCCGCCUCGUCAAGCACAUGCUGCCCCCACUAGCGGUAUGGAAAAUGUGAAUGACGAUGUUGCAGCUACCACGAGCAAGAAUAGAGCAAAAGAAGUGGUGGUAAUUGCUGGUGAUUCACUAAUUAAGAAUGUUGUCGGAGCAAGCAUGAGCAAGACUGACCCUAAUCACUAUUACGUCGUUAAAGCAUUCCCUGGUGCAAAUCUUUCUGAUAUGGAAGAUUUCAUUAAACCUAUCACCCGAAAAUCACCCGAAAAAAUCAUCUUACAUGUUGGAACGAACGACUUAAAGAAUUCUCCUGCAAAAGUAAUUGCCGAUUCAUUACUGAAUCUGACGACCCAGAUAAAGGAAGACUCGCCAACUACUGUGGUAGGUGUAUCAGCUUUGUUGACCAGAAAUGAUAAUGCAAACCUAGCCACUAAAGUUAAACAAGUUAACUUUAUCCUAGAUAAUUAUUGUCGUAUGAAUAAGAUACCAUUCUUAAGAAAUGCUAAUGUGAACAAUUCUCACUUGAACAAUAAAGGUCUACAUUUAAAUAAACAAGGCAGCGAAACUCUACAAAACAAUUUUAUUGAAUUUACUAACAAUUUUAAUGAAUGACUUGUUACGUAUAAUGUUGCUGAGUCUCUUGAUAAUGCGAAUGCUGUCAAUUCUAAUACUAAUAGCGACAUAAAUCCGCUUUUACCUAAGAUGAGUGGUUUCAAAAUUGCGUCACUUAAUAUAACUAGUUUAGUAAAACACAUUGAGAAACUUCGAAUUUUUCUAGCCGAUAAUAUUAUUGAUGUUUUGGCUAUCAAUGAGACAAGGCUUGAUUCUGCGGUUAGCGAUAAUGAGGUGCACAUACAAGGUUAUGAAAUUGUUCGCCGCGAUAGAUACUUAAACGGUAGAUGCGGUGGUGGUGUUUGUUUUUAUAUACGAAGUUGCAUUAAUUUUUCGGUACGAUACGAUUUGAAAUUUGAUGAAAUGGAAAAUUUAUGCAUUUCAAUCAAUAAACCUAGAUCUAAGCCUUUUCUUAUAGUGACAUGGUAUAGGCCACCAAAUUCGGUCGUGGAUAAGUUUAAUCACCUAGAAACGCUACUAGGCAAACUUGAUGCUGAAAAUAUUGAGUACUAUCUGGCGGGUGACCUGAAUUGUGAUUUAAGCUCUACAGUCUUGAUCAUAGUUCAAGGUAGCCUGCAUGGCAGGCGCAAAACUGGGUGUAAAUGAACUACCGCCCCUGAAGCAUCAACGCUAUUUAUAGAUGCAUUAAUUAAGUAAAUAUUCAAAAUUAGCCACUCCCAAGCUGCUCCCAAGUCCCAACUGCCCAACAUAAAAUAAAUUCCUUGAUUCUCAUCACCGCCCGACUGAAUUUUAAAAUCCUCGUGAAAACGUUUUAUUUUUCGUUAUACAAUAUAAAUGUACCGCCCGACAAAAUAAUUCAAGACAGUUAAUUUUUUCAUAUUUUAUAUAGAGUUUUUAUUGCCAUUUUAAACUUCCAAUUUGAAACAAACAGAAUUUUGAGUGAAAUUUCAUUGUAUUUUAAAGAAACCCAGUCAUUCUGUCAUUGUUCGUGGAGAUACGAACUAUUGAUAUAUAAAUUAUAUAAAUAUAAAAUAUAAAAAAUAAAUCUCCCACUGUCUUCGACAUUUCAAAGUGUAGACUGUGUCUAGCGAUGAGAAUCAAGGAAUUUAUUUUAUGUGCAGCCUUUAAUAUAAACCAAGCCGCCCGUUUAGCUGCCUUAAAAUGGUGGUUUAAUAAGCUCAAAAUACAAAGCAUGCAAGUCUAUACUAUAGAUUCAUCAUCAGUCAACAACCAAACUGAAAGUAUUGAACCUUAUAGAACGAUAGUUUUUAUUUGUUUACAACUAUACAUAUUCAACGGGUAUAUAAGAGUUUAACUGUUAUUUGAUAAUUACUGCAUCAACCGGCCCCUUGUUUAUACUUUGGAGGUUCGUAUAUAAUAUCUAUCAAGUAUCUUUGGUUCAGAACAUGACUGAUAGGCCUAUAUGGAAAUCCCACUGUUCGAUUCAGUGAAGAAAUAUCUCCUAAUUUCUAUCGAUAGUUUUAGUAAAAUGUCAACAUUAUUGCGAUUUAUGGCGAGAUAGUAUAUUAUCAAAUUAAUACGCAUGUAAUUGUCUGAACGAAAAUAUAGACUAGCCCAUACCUUUCGCCGAUCAUAACUUCGGCCCCUUCGGACGUAUCUUCUUUGUUAAAUAUUCUUGUUCGAAUCUCUAUCAAUAACACUAUUUAGAGUGUUAUUUUUCAGCUUGUAUCUUUUAAUUUGCUUCUUUUAUUAUGUUAUUCCAUUUCUGGUCUGACUUGACGUGAACUAAUUUCAAAACGCAGAGUUUCAAAACGUCAAAACAUUUGGUUAAUGAUUAACAUUUAACCGAAUUUAGCCGUUGAUUGACAACUACAUAAAAAUACUAACCAAUCCGUUUUUCCCGUUCACCAGCGGACGGGUAAUUCAAAAACCCCUAGUUUUGCGGCAGACGGUAUUUCCUUUGCUUCCCUAAUUUUCGCUGCCCGUAUAAAUAUCGCCUGCCAUGCAGGCUAGCGAGUGGCGAGAACACAACGGCACAAAAUAUAGCCUGCAUGGCAGGCGGUACGUAGGAAAUACCGCCUGCCGCAAAACUGGGUGUAAAUGAACUACCGCCCCUGAAGCAUCAACGCUAUUUAUAGAUGCAUUAAUUAAGUAAAUAUUCAAAAUUAGCCACUCCCAAGCUGCUCCCAAGUCCCAACUGCCCAACAUAAAAUAAAUUCCUUGAUUCUCAUCACCGCCCGACUGAAUUUUAAAAUCCUCGUGAAAACGUUUUAUUUUUAGUUACACAAUAUAAAUGUACCGCCCGACAAAAUAAUUCAAGACAGUUAAUUUUUUCAUAUUUUAUAUAGAGUUUUUAUUGCCAUUUUAAACUUCCAAUUUGAAACAAACAGAAUUUUGAGUGAAAUUUCAUUGUAUUUUAAAGAAACCCAGUCAUUCUGUCAUUGUUCGUGGAGAUACGAACUAUUGAUAUAUAAAUUAUAUAAAUAUAAAAUAUAAAAAAUAAAUCUCCCACUGUCUUCGACAUUUCAAAGUGUAGACUGUGUCUAGUGAUGAGAAUCAAGGAACUUAUUUUAUGUGUUAAUAUAAACCAAGCCCGUUUAGCUGCCUUAAAACGGUGGUUUAAUAAGCUCAAAAUACAAAGCAUGCAAGUCUAUACUAUAGAUUCAUCAUCAGUCAACAACCAAACUGAAAGUAUUGAACCUUAUAGAACGAUAGUUUUUAUUUGUUUACAACUAUACAUAUUCAACGGGUAUAUAAGAGUUUAACAGUUAUUUGAUAAUUACUGCAUCAUGCAACCGGCCCCUUGUUUACACUUUGGAGGUUCGUAUAUAAUAUCUAUCAAGUAUCUUUGGUUCAGAACAUGACUGAUAGGCCUAUAUGGAAAUCCCACUGUUCGAUUCAGUGAAGAAAUAUCUCCUAAUUUCUAUCGAUAGUUUUAGUAAAAUGUCAACAUUAUUGCGAUUUAUGGCCUUUGAAAGUCAAGCGAGAUAGUAUAUUAUCAAAUUAAUACGCAUGUAAUUGUCUGAACGAAAAUAUAGACUAGCCCAUACCUUUCGCCGAUCAUAACUUCGGCCCCUUCGGACGUAUCUCCUUUGUUAAAUAUUCUUGUUCGAAUCUCUAUCAAAAACACUAUUUAGAGUGUUAUUUUUCAGCUUGUAUCUUUUAAUUUGCUUCUUUUAUUAUGUUAUUCCAUUUCUGGUCUGACUUGACGUGAACUAAUUUCAAAACGCAGAGUUUCAAAACGUCAAAACAUUUGGUUAAUGAUUAACAUUUAACCGAAUUUAGCCGUUGAUUGACAACUACAUAAAAAUACUAACCAAUCCGUUUUUCCCGUUCACCAGCGGACGGGUAAUUCAAAAACCCCUAGUUUUGCGGCAGACGGUGGCAUGUAGUAAAACACUGACUACCGGAACACCGGAACACCACCGGAACACCGGAACACCACCAUUUUGUUUGGGGUUAGGGUUUGGGUUAGGGUUAGGAUUGGGGGUUAGGGUUGGGGUUAGGGUUAGGAUUGGGGGUUAGGGUUGGGGUUAGGGUUCCUUUGCCUCCCUAAUUUUCGCUGCCCGUAGAAAUACCGCCUGCCAUGCAGGCUAAGUUCAAGGUUGCUCAUUGAUAUUGCUGAAACAUUCGAUCUUCAACAACUGAUAACUGAACAAACUCGAAUUACAAGUUCAUCGUCAACAUUGAUAGAUCACAUUUUUACAAACGCUCCUGAUAGAGUGGUCUGCUCUGGUGUUUCUCACAUUAGUAUAAGUGAUCAUAGUCUUGUUUAUGCCUUUAGAAAACUUUCCGCCAGAAUGCCGACAAGAGGACAUACUACAGUAAGCUAUAGAAAGUUUAAAAACUUUGAUUCUGCCAAAUUUCGUAAUGAUAUUAGUCAGCAAAACUGGGACUUUAUCCAUCAAUUUAAGAAUCCUAAUGAUAUGUGGCAUACUUGGAAGAACACAUUUAAUUUUGUUGUAGAAAAGCAUGCUCCUUUACGCACAAAGCGUGUCAAGGCCUCUAAAGCGCCUUGGAUUUCAUCUCACUUGAAAGGUGAAAUGCACAAAAGACAUAUUCUUAAAAUGAAGGCAAUCCGGUCUAAUGAUCCUUUAGAUUGGCAUAUUUUUAAGAAAAUGCGAAAUUCCGUAAAUCAAAAUAUUGCCCGGGCGAAGGAAAACUAUUUUAAACGUGCGUGUUCUGAAAAUAAAUCCAACUCGAAAAAGACCUGGAAUAUUAUUAAUGAUCUCACAUCUAAAAAUCGAAAAAGCUCGCAUAUUCACGAAGUUGAUUUGGAUGGUAAUUUGAUUAACGAUUCCAACAAAAUUGCUGAUGCUUUUAAUGAACACUUCUCUAACAUUGGUCCGAAGCUUGCAGAUAAUGUAGAUGUUAAUCAGAAUAAUCGUUGUUAUCUCGAUUAUUUACCUAGUCAAAAUAACAACAUUCGUUUUCAAUUAAAAGAAACUAAUUUCUCUGCAGUUUUCGUCCUUUUGUCCUGGCUAAGUAGGUCAAAAGCUACUGGUCUGGACAAAAUUUCGUCCCGCCUACUUCGAGAGUGCCCUGAUUUAAUAGCGGAAUCUCUUAGCUACAUUUUUAAUCGAUCAAUUGUCUCCGGAGUAUUUCCAGAUGAGUGGAAACACGCUAAAGUUGUCCCAAUACACAAACAAGGGAAACGUAAUUGCCCUGACAAUUAUCGUCCGAUUUCCAUUGUCUCGGUAGUGGCUAAGGUUUUCGAAAGGAUAAUUUAUGAUCAGCUGUAUUUAUUUCUAUCUGAAAAUAGUCUGUUAACUAAUUGUCAGUCGGGAUUUCGUGGUCUACAUUCUACGGUUACCGCCCUUCUUGAGGCCACUAACGAUUGGGCUUAUAAUAUCGAUCAUGGAAGCGUAAAUGCUGUCCUGUUUCUCGACCUCAGGAAGGCGUUUGAUACCGUAGACCGCGAGAUUCUUUUAGGAAAACUAAAUUCAUAUGGCAUCAAUGGUGUUGCUGGCAACUGGUUCAGAUCAUAUCUCAGUGAACGGAAACAAAAACGUUAA